This is a messenger RNA of Coccomyxa subellipsoidea C-169, 345 nucleotides long. RefSeq lists its product as hypothetical. The transcript has 3 exons. NCBI's taxonomy places the organism in Eukaryota, Viridiplantae, Chlorophyta, Trebouxiophyceae, Coccomyxaceae. Bases 1 to 345 code for a protein of 114 amino acids. The record is from RefSeq and is a predicted model, not a curated record.
AUGCGUGCCUGGACCACACUCCUUCUGUUGGGUCUCGCUUGCCACGCUCACGGCGCGCGCGAGCUGAAGUGGGGAUGGUCAUCGGCUGGCAGCCUGGGCCAGCUGAGCACCACCACAGGCGCCAACUCAAACAGCGGGCUGCUCAGCACGGUGAUCCCUGGUGCAGCAAACGAUGCAGGCAUGCUGCAGGGCGGUACACAGGCAGACGGCAGCGUGAGUAACAUGGCCGGCGUGUCAGGCGCCACAGUAGCAGAGCCUCCGCUGCCCCCUGGUGUUGCGCGGCCCCCAGCCAUCCCAGGAACGCCUGCGUACGCGCGUCAGCAGGCAAGCAAACCCCCUUCUUAG